UGCACUACUUGGCUGUAGAUUUUUCUUAUUUUAUCUUUUAGACGAAAAUGAAUAGAAUUAAGGUAUCUGACGUGAGCCAGUCGUCAAUAGGAACUUUCUAUUUUCCGUCACUGUAAUUUCAACGCGAAUGUUACAAAGUUACUGCUAAGAAGAUAAAAGUUUCUUCUUUCUUUGCAAUUAUCGCGCCCUAUUAUAAAUGUAUCUUUUGGUAGUUAUCGCCCUCUGUUUCGAAUGCCAAGCCAAGCUUCGUCAUUCAACUUUGCCGCUUUUACCGUAGUCAGUUGAAGUUUUUUCAGAGUUUCAGAUGCCUUUUGCAAAAUUUGAUCGAAAUGCUGAUAAACAUGUAGCAUCUGUUGCUCCCAAAGUUACGCCGAGAAGCACUGGAAAUGGAUAUGUAGAUGCACUUUUGUGCGGCGGCGUCCCACCUGGGUCGUUUCUGGUCUCGGAGGACAGUGCUGGACGAGGUCCUUCAGAUGUAUUUGCGAAGUGUUUUCUCUCAUAUGGUUUCAACAGCAGCGACCAUUUGGUAGUAAGCGGGGAUGUACCAAACUGGGAACUUCCAAGUUGUAAAACAAAACAACCAGAGAUUGAUGACUUACCGAAACAAUCAAGUGCAGCGGACACUGAGUUUCACAUUGCGUGGAGAUAUUCCAGAAAAGCGAAUGCAACAAGUACAGAAGCUAGAAUCGCAUACGAUUUCGACAAAUUGUUUAAAUUAGCGGAACAAAAGCAAACGAGCUUCUCGACAAUUAACCUGGCAGAACCUGAUACAGUUGAAACAUUGAAGCGAGUACUUGAAUCGCAAAUACGAGAUACCAAGCAAGAAAACACAUUGACAAGAAUCUGCAUGGCUUAUCCAGAAACUGAAGAUUGCAAUCACCAGGAAAUGCUGAAAUUUCUCUUCAAAUUAAAGUCCCUUGUGAGGAGUUAUGAAGCUAUUUUGCUGCUGACUGUACCUGUAUACUUGGACACUUUUGUUAGAAAUUAUAUCCUUAUGAUUUCUGAUUAUUAUAUCAAGUUUGAACAGUUUCAAGCUACUUCAGUUGAAUCUGCAAACGAUGCACUUUUGAAAGAAUACAAUGGAUCAGUUGAGUUUAGAAAAGUAUGGAACCACGAUGGAUUCAAGAUGCCAUAUAAACUGAUUGAUCUCGUGUACAAGUUCAAGAGGAAAAACUUAGUGGUGGAGAAAGGUUGUCUGCUCCCAGAUUUAUCAGAAACUGCAAGUCGCAAUGAACGCAGGCCUGAACUUGCUAGUAAACUUAAAAAACACGCGGACUUGUUUUGAAUUUUCUUAUACGAAAGUUUCUAUUAAUUGUAACAAAAAAGUUUUUAUUUGUGCAGAUUUUUUUUCAGUUUCCACUAAAUAACUACUCAUUGAUUUCGACGAAGAUCUGAGAAACAUGGCUCUCUUAUUUCUGUUAGCGCAGUCGCAUCAAAUCUGUUCACGGUUGAUUUUGA
Symsagittifera roscoffensis is the source of this 1458-nucleotide messenger RNA. RefSeq lists its product as uncharacterized. The record is from RefSeq and is a predicted model, not a curated record. The transcript is spliced from 3 exons. NCBI's taxonomy places the organism in Eukaryota, Metazoa, Xenacoelomorpha, Acoela, Convolutidae. Bases 305 to 1285 code for a protein of 326 amino acids. Gene Ontology annotation, biological process: tRNA wobble uridine modification. Gene Ontology annotation, cellular component: cytoplasm; transcription elongation factor complex; elongator holoenzyme complex.